GGGACGGACGCAGGCGGUGAGCCACCCUGAGAUGCUUUUCAUUUGCUUGGCUUCUGAAUCCUGCUGACCCGCCCUGCUUUAGAGGCGGAAAGGUUGGGUUUAUGCGUGGGUGGCACGUCAUUUUUGCGGGACUUUUGAAAUGCGGAGCUGUGCGCACUGAGCCGUGGCUGGAACGCCGCUCCUGGCAUCUUUAGAACAAAAGCGCCUUCGUGCGACCGUGGUCAUUCCGGUUGUAAUUCCGGGCCCUGGAUAGUGUGGACGCGGCCGCCUUGCCUUGGUCGCGUGCCGCUUGCAUUAAUACGCCGGUCAGCUGAGCGGGUGGAGGUGGGCCCGCUGCCGCGCCAGCUGCAGGAGCCUGCGCGGUCACCCGUGAGUCGGUUCUCUGCCAGCAGCGUGAGGGACUCGGACCGGUGACCUGACUUGUAGGCAUUCCUGUUAGCAUUUUACGUGGAAAGAUUCCAGUGUGCUUCUUAAGGAUAAUCACUCUGAACUACAGAUACAGCUCUUCUCAUUCAUCGUCCUCCACGAGCCCUUCCACCUGUGCCAAGUGUUAUUCAAGAUGAUAUUCCACUUAGUCGUCCUAAGAAAAAGAAGCCGAGAACAAAAGCCAUGCUAGCAGGUGCUUCUUUGGAAGGUCUUGUUCAGACUGCUAUUCAUAAGCCAUCUGAGAGCAGCGAGCCACCAACCAACGAACCCAUAGAGCAUCCACAAGCUCCUGUUCAAAGAAGACAGAAGAAGACAAGGGUACCUCUUGAAUUGGAGACUGCCUUCACCCAGAAGACACCUAGUCCAUCUUUAUUUCGAAAUGAAAAUGGUAUCAAUGUGGAGCCAGCUGAGGAGCCUGUUAUUCAAAAACCUCGAAGGAAGACAAAGAAAGCCCGGCCAGCAGAAUUGCAGUAUGCCAAUGAGCUAGGAGUAGAAGAUGAAGACAUAAUUACUGAUGAGCAAAGGAGUCCAGAACAACAGUCUGUGUUCACUGCACCCACUGGCGUUAGCCAGCCUGUAGGCAAAGUGUUUGUGGAAAAAAGCCGGCGAUUCCAGGCCACUGAUCGUUCAGAGUUGAUAAAGACCACAGAGAAUAUAGACAUGUCAAUGGACAUGAAGCCUUCCUGGACGACCAGAGAUGUUGCACUUUCAGUGCACCGGGCUUUCAGGAUGGUUGGUCUCUUUUCUAAUGGCUUCUUGGCUGGCUGUGCUGUGUGGAAUAUUAUUGUGAUAUAUGUUCUAGCAGGAGAUCAACUUUCUAACCUCUCAAACCUUCUGCAACAAUACAAGACAUUAGCAUAUCCAUUCCAGAGUCUUCUCUACUUGCUUUUGACUCUAAGUACAGUUUCAGCUUUUGACAGGAUUGACUUUGCCAAAACAUCAGUAGCAAUCCGAAAUUUUCUUGCCCUGGAUUCAACAGCUUUCGCAUCUUUCUUGUACUUUACUGCUCUUAUACUAUCUCUGAGUCAGCAAAUGACAAGUGACAGAAUCCACCUUUACACACCUUCUUCUGUUAAUGGUAGCCUCUGGGCAGCAGGAAUUGAGGAACAGGUUCUCCAGCCGUGGAUCAUGGUGAAUCUGGUGGUGGCCAUUCUGGUUGGAUUGUCUUGGCUUUUUUUGUCUUAUAGGCCAAGCAUGGAUCUUAGUGAAGAGUUGAUGUUCUCCUCUGAUGUGGAAGAAUAUCCGAAUAGAUAGAGGAAUCAAAGCCUCUUUGUAAUGCCAGCGCACCUUCAGAGGAAUACUAACCCAGUAUUUGGAAUUCUUCCCAUUCUUGUUUUAAAAUGUAUUUUUAUAAGAUAUGUACAGGUGUAUUUGGAAUUGAUUUUUUGAUUAUGUAAACUGAAAAAACUCAAGAUUAUGGAAAAAUGUUAAAAUUGUAUCUGCAGUUUAUACCCAAACAUUAUCAUCUUAAUGACAAAGGAGAUAAUGAGCUAGAAACAAGUAGGUGAAAGUGUUUAUUUCCUGUUCCUUCAAAUUAGUUGCAUUUAUAAUCAUUAUCUUAAAAAGCUCUAAUACAGAAAAAACUGUACCUUUGGUUUUACAAAAGAUAUAUCAGGUUUAAACACAAAUUUAGGGACUUAGGGAAGAAGGUGAAAAGGGCCUUCAUGAUUUAUUUUUGAUGUCUCCUUACCGAAUUAAUUGAAAUAUGAUAUUUGUCUUUUCUUGACUUAGUGGUUGUGUAUCAUGUAAUAAGUAUAAUAUAAUGUAAUUUAACUUGAAAGAUGCUUUACUUCAUGGCUAAUAAAAAGAAAAUGUAUCUUUUUGAUUGAAA
Molecule: messenger RNA, 2257 nt
Organism: Miniopterus natalensis
Lineage: Eukaryota; Metazoa; Chordata; Mammalia; Chiroptera; Miniopteridae
Source: RefSeq, a predicted model, not a curated record